Messenger RNA from Anopheles funestus (African malaria mosquito), 765 nucleotides. RefSeq names its product DNA polymerase epsilon subunit 4 (gene PolE4). Gene Ontology annotation, molecular function: protein heterodimerization activity. The transcript is spliced from 2 exons. The record is from RefSeq and is a predicted model, not a curated record. Gene Ontology annotation, cellular component: nucleus; epsilon DNA polymerase complex. The coding region runs from base 48 to 704 and encodes 218 amino acids. Lineage: Eukaryota; Metazoa; Arthropoda; Insecta; Diptera; Culicidae.
GUUGAAAUUUGGCGCCAGAUAAAAGAUCGUGCAAAUUUUGCGAAAGAAUGGAGGAAGCUCAAUUUUCCGAGGAAUUAUUUAGUACGCAGGAUGAAACAACGUUUCAAAAUGCAAGUUCCUUGCCAGAGAUUGUCCCUGAGAAGUCAGUAGUGGAAAAUGUAAUACCUUCGUCAUCCGAAAACGCAUCGAGCAGUGUGGCACAAGAGCAAAGUGCAUCGAUCGAGAAGGAAACCCCGGAUCUCGUUUUUUCGGAAGAUAUCGAUUUUGAUAACUAUUGCGAAGAGGCGAAUAAUAUUUCAGACAAACCUGGCGCUGACGAAGCAUUGGAAGAUGCUGUUGAAUUGAAUGAAAACGAUGAAAAUAUAGCAGAAACAGAAGGAUUUGAACAGGCCAAAGAAUCAAAUGCGCCUCAACCCAAAGGAGAUAAUGGCUCGACCUCAAAAGCACCUGAAGAACGAAUGGCUGCGUUUCCUUUCGCUCGCAUUAAACAAAUAAUGAAAUUGGAUCCCGAUGUUAAAAUAGUAUCAGCAGAGGCCAUAUUCUUGGUUACGAAAGCGGCCGAAUUGUUUCUUCAAACGUUGGCCAAGGAUACGAGCUCGCAUACAGUUGCUUCCAAAAAGAAAACGAUGAGCAAGAGGGAUGUGGAUUUAGCAAUAAAUAAUGUGGAUGCGUUGAUGUUUCUCGAGGGCAUGAUGAAUGUGUAGCUUUGUGGAAUGAUACAGCAUAUAAGUUAUCUGAUUAGUGAAUAAAGUAUUUUCCGAUCUA